Messenger RNA from Sordaria macrospora k-hell, 1002 nucleotides. RefSeq lists its product as uncharacterized. Gene Ontology annotation, molecular function: structural constituent of cell wall. Gene Ontology annotation, cellular component: fungal-type cell wall. The record is from RefSeq and is a predicted model, not a curated record. Gene Ontology annotation, biological process: fungal-type cell wall organization. Lineage: Eukaryota; Fungi; Ascomycota; Sordariomycetes; Sordariales; Sordariaceae.
AUGAUGAAGCAAUAUCAGGUUCUCUCUCUGCUUGCCUGCGUGGUCCCCGCCGCUUCCCAGGGUGUCACGGAGAAGAUCGCCCCCGAAGCCAAGGCUCCCGCCGGAUGUGGCCCGAGUUUCGAUCGCAAGUUCGAGAUCUCAAUCUUGGAGCUCGGCAACCCGACCAAGAGAAGCGAGCAAACUCGCCAGUGCCAUGGCGAAGGUACUCUUGUUUCCCAGCUUGUGGAUGGUGUGUUGACCGACGCCCACGGUCGGACCGGAUACAUUGCUUCGAAUUUCCAGUUCCAGUUUGACGGUCCUCCUCAGGCCGGUGCCAUCUACACAGCUGGCUUCUCGGUGUGCAACAACGGCUCUUUGGCAUUCGGUGGGACCACCGUCUUCUACCAGUGCCGCUCUGGUGAUUUCCAAAACCUCUAUGACCGCUGGUGGGCUGAGCAGUGCAGUCCCGCAGAGAUCUUGGUGAUCCCUUGUGGUGACAGCCACCAGGACGCUGCCAUCAACGGGGUCGUUGUCGGUACCACAGUCCUACCCACGACAGUGGUUGUCCCACAGAGUGAUGGAGAGGGCAAGGCUGUUGUUACCACGGCAGCUGUUCCGCUAUGCUCGGUUGGCCAGAUCGGAGAUGGCCAAAUCCAGGGACACCCGACUCUCUGUUCCGAAUUUGAGUUUCCCACGCCACUGACGGACCUGGUACCUGUGUCUGAAUAUGCCGAUGGUCAGAUCCAAGUGACACCCCCUGCUCCUGGUACACCUGGGAAUCCUCCCAACUCGCAACCCACGCCCUCUAACUCGAUCCCCUACAUCUUUCUGACGACUACUCCUGCUUCCGGAUUCCCACCAGCUCAGACGACCAUUGUUCCUCCCGGCGUUGUUAUUGCCAGCUUUUACUCCAAGCCACCCACCGUCGUGGUCGCCAACGAUGCCGGCCGCCGCUGGCUGUCUAGCACCACCGGAUACAUGGGUAUGGUCAUGGGUGUUAUCGGUGGUCUUCUGUUCCUCUAA